AUGGAAGUGCCCACGCUGCUGCUUUUGCUCCUCACAGUUUCCGGAUAUUCAUAUGUGUUGCAACCGGGAUUGGAAGUCACCCAGAUAGCUGGGCUGGACAGAGACCACCUGUCUGAGAUGAGGAAUCAGCAUCAGGGAGAUGAUUCCAUACCAGUAGAAGAGAAAACAGAAGUGGUCCAGUGCUCGGACAAAGGCGUGGACAGGGUCCCUUAUGGUAUUCCCUAUAAUGCCCGCUACAUCCUCCUCAUGAAUAACCUCAUCAACACCAUCCAGCUGGACCUGCUCAGUGAAUACGUCUCUAUGGAGUUCCUUGUGUUUAGCAACAAUCGGCUCACAGAUGUUUCCGUCGAGGGGGCCUUUGAGGGGAUCCCGGCUCUGAAGCGCCUCUACCUGGAUAGGAACCUCCUAGACAACGUUCCAACUGAUCUUCCAUUGUCUCUGGAGGAGCUUCGUUUGGACAAUAACCGUCUGAGUGUGGUGUCUGAGGCAGCCUGGGCCCGUUGCCCCGGCCUCUUGGUUUUGAGCCUCAGCAACAACAGCCUGGGGAAUGGAUCUGAAUCUCUUCCCAGUGCAGUGCUCUCUCCUUUGUACAACCUGCGCACCCUGAACUUGGAUCACAACCAGUUAACAUCGGUUCCUCUGGGCUUACCACUGUCCAUCAAGGAGCUCUACCUCAAAGGGAACCUCAUUGAGCACUUCCGUGGAGGAGUCUUCAAUGGGAUAUCAGAGCUGGUGGUUUUAGAUUUGAGUACAAACAGACUUACUAGCAAGGGCCUACUCAAGGACUCCUUUCUCAAUGCGACCCACUUGGAAAGCCUCAACUUGGAGGGUAACAGACUAAAACAAGUGCCACGACACCUUCCCCACUCACUGAAAACUCUAAAUCUGGAGGGCAACCUCAUAUCUUCCGUAAAGAAAGCGGCUUUUGGCACCCUGAAAAACCUCGAGCACUUGGGUUUAGCAAGAAAUAAAGUCUUCAAAGUGGCUCCAGGGGCAUUCAGGACAUUGCCCGUUCUGCACCAGUUGGACCUGUGUCACAACAGCUUGCGCCAGGUGCCCAGGCAGCUGCCAGAGGCUCUGCACUCGGUAGCACUCAACCACAACAAGAUCCAAUCAGUGCCUCGUGAUGCUUUCUGCUGGGGCAAUAAAAAAGUGAGUCUCAGUGGGCUUGUACGAGUGCAGUUGGAACACAACUUAAUCGAUAUGGGGAAGUUGGAUGCUCAGGCUUUCAGGUGCUUACGGGGAUUCCAGGUGGUGCACUUUUACUGA
Anoplopoma fimbria (sablefish) is the source of this 1269-nucleotide messenger RNA. RefSeq names its product decorin. The coding region runs from base 1 to 1269 and encodes 422 amino acids. Lineage: Eukaryota; Metazoa; Chordata; Actinopteri; Perciformes; Anoplopomatidae. The record is from RefSeq and is a predicted model, not a curated record. Gene Ontology annotation, molecular function: protein binding. The transcript is spliced from 3 exons.